This is a messenger RNA of Lingula anatina, 460 nucleotides long. RefSeq names its product acyl-coenzyme A thioesterase 13. Gene Ontology annotation, molecular function: fatty acyl-CoA hydrolase activity. The record is from RefSeq and is a predicted model, not a curated record. NCBI's taxonomy places the organism in Eukaryota, Metazoa, Brachiopoda, Lingulata, Lingulida, Lingulidae.
AAGAUGGCAGGCAGCAACCAGGUGCUCCGGCAAGUUCUAAACCUUUUAACUAAAGGAUCAGGAUUUGAUCAAGUAAUGAGCAAGAUGCGGCUUAUAUCUGGUGGUGAUGGCAAGUGCCAGUGUGAAUUAACAGUGGAGGAAGAGCACACCAAUAGAGGUGGUACACUUCAUGGUGGAAUGACUGCCACGUUAGUGGACAGUGUAUCCACGGUUGCCUUAAUGACCACAGGUCCAGGAUUACCCGGAGUGAGUGUGGACAUGAAUGUCACAUUCAUGAAGUCAGCAAAGAUAGGGGAUGAUGUGAUAAUAGAUGCUUCCACACUUAAAGUUGGAAAAACAUUGGCUUUUCUUAAUGUUGACUUAAAACUUAAAAAGGAUGGAAGCUUGAUUGCACAAGGAAGACAUACAAAAUAUCUGGGGAAUUCAUGAAGAUGAGAAGAGGAGUUUAGCGUAACUGAGG